Molecule: messenger RNA, 681 nt
Organism: Alternaria rosae
Lineage: Eukaryota; Fungi; Ascomycota; Dothideomycetes; Pleosporales; Pleosporaceae
Product: phosphatidylethanolamine-binding protein
Exons: 2
Coding region: 1-681 (226 amino acids)
Biological process (GO): regulation of Ras protein signal transduction; regulation of proteolysis
Molecular function (GO): peptidase inhibitor activity; phospholipid binding
Source: RefSeq, a predicted model, not a curated record
AUGGCGAACACACAAACAACAAAGCAAGCUCUACUCUCGCACAAAGUCAUCCCAGACGUCCUCCCAGACACCAUCAACCUCACCUACAACCUAGUUCUAGAAUGGCCAAACGCCAAACUCGACACACCAGGCAAAGAACUCGAAAACGCCGAUACGAAAGAAGAACCAAAAGUCUUCAUCAACCCUGCACCCACCGAGACCCUAGAUAACCUCGUCUUAAUGAUGGUCGACCCCGACCUCAUGACAAACAACGACACAACCUUCGGCCAAGUCCGCCACUGGCUCAUCACAAACCUGUCCAGCACAUCUUCAGGAACCCUCUCUUACACCACCGCCGCCAUCCGCUCCCCCUACGUGCGCCCCGCACCCCUCCCCAACUACAUCUCCCCGCGCCCCCACCGCUACAUCUUCAUCCUCGCACGGGCGUCUAGUAAGAUCGAAGUCCGCCCUGAGGACUUGCGCGAGAUGCAGAAGGGGUAUGUGGCUGCGGUGCAGGGGAAACAAGGCGAGAUGCAGGACUUGAAGGAUCGGUGGGGCUUUAAUGCACGGAGACUUUGUGAAGAGAAGGGUUUGGAGGUUUUGGGGUGCAGUUUUAUGAGGGUGGGGGGUACGAUUGAGAGUAGUGUUGCUAAUGCUGGGAUGAUGGCGCAGGCGGUGGGAGAUAAGGUGCUUGGGAAGUAG